AUUCACCGCAAGCGAUCGGCAUCCCGGCUCGACAACAAUGCCUCGUGGCAUCUGGAAUCUCGAGCGCAUGGUGCUCCUCUUCCUCUGCAUCUUGGUUCUCGGGGACCUCGUCUGCAUAUCUGCCCAAAGAAGUACUGCGGGAAAGACGGAGCGGCGCAACUACACGGGCAAAAAACCCGUGGUCAUCCAACAUCGUUCCCAGGAUGCGGUCAACUACUAUGAUCACGAGAAUGGCGCCAAGAUCAUAAAGUCCUCGCACUUCGAGUUGGAUUACACCCUGGGGCGCAAGAUCACCUUCUUCUGUAUGGCUCAAGGCAACCCAAGACCAACUAUCACCUGGUUCAAGGAUGGGGCGGAGCUCUACCAGCACCGAUUCUUUCAGGUACACGAAUCUCAUAUAGAGACGAACAUCGUGAAGUCUAAGAUGGAAAUCGAUCCCACCACCCAAAUGGAUGCUGGAUUCUACGAAUGUCAAGCGGACAAUAUCUACGCCAUCGAUCGUCGCGGCUUUCGCACGGACUACGUCAUGGUUAACUUUUGAGCAAAGCUUACAAUUACCAUUUUAAAUACACAACUACACUCUUUGACCCUGUAAAGCUGAAAUGCAACUGUUGAAUACUUCAAAGCAUACAACUAAAUAAAAAAUAUUUAAAAAUA
Messenger RNA from Drosophila biarmipes, 657 nucleotides. Its product is annotated as immunoglobulin domain-containing protein oig-4. The coding region runs from base 38 to 541 and encodes 167 amino acids. Lineage: Eukaryota; Metazoa; Arthropoda; Insecta; Diptera; Drosophilidae. The record is from RefSeq and is a predicted model, not a curated record. The transcript has 6 exons.